UGCGGCUACAGCUAAGUAUGUAUGCUUGUACAUAUGUAUGUAAGUGUGAUUGGUGUGACUAGUGGAGGAGCUGCUGCAAAUUGGUGAAGUGAGCAAUUUUCAGUUGGCGAAUUGCAGUCGCGUGUGGCAGUGAAGUGGCAGCGAAGAGCAGAAAUAGCAACAAAUGUUGUCGCGUUUGUCAAAGGAAUUUGUGGAAAAAUAAAAACCGGUAAAUAGUGAAAUAGCAAGUAAAGACCAAAGCAAAGUAAUGAGAAAUAAGCAAUAAAAAUCAGAUAUACUUAUACGUAUGUAUGUUUGCAUGUAAGAACAAUUGUAUUGCUGAGUUAAAAGGAAACCAUAAAGUGCUUGGGCCAAGGUAAAUGACAACAAGGAAAACAAUCAAAUAAGGAGUUGAAAUAAAUGAGAUCGAAAAAAACAGAAUACAUCAAAGAGUUAAAGAAUCAAGUGUGCAGUACAACCGAUAUACAUAAAUACAUAAAUAAAUAAAUACGCGCAUAAACCGUGUGCAGUGAAUUGUGAAAGAAAAUUUGCAUAUUUAAUCGUGUAGCAAUAACAAAAGCCAGCAACAGAAGCAAAAGCAACAGAGCAACAGCAACAAUGCCUGAAGCCAAGUCCAUCUUCCCUUUCGUUUAUACACCGGAACCGCCCAAGAAGGCGGCAAUCAUAAAAGUCUCUUGCGGCAUCGGUGAUACGGACGGAUUUCCCGCCUUUGAUGUUGACUCAGAUGCUUAUGCGGCCAAAGAUGAUCCCAAAUGGGGUUUCCUAAUCACGGGCGGUGCAGAAUUUCACAUGCCGCUAACGGUAUUUCAGGU
Messenger RNA from Rhagoletis pomonella (apple maggot), 812 nucleotides. RefSeq lists its product as uncharacterized. The record is from RefSeq and is a predicted model, not a curated record. Lineage: Eukaryota; Metazoa; Arthropoda; Insecta; Diptera; Tephritidae. Gene Ontology annotation, biological process: muscle structure development; actin cytoskeleton organization. Gene Ontology annotation, cellular component: filamentous actin; Z disc; adherens junction. Gene Ontology annotation, molecular function: muscle alpha-actinin binding; actin binding.